This is a messenger RNA of Rhodotorula graminis WP1, 1410 nucleotides long. RefSeq lists its product as uncharacterized. NCBI's taxonomy places the organism in Eukaryota, Fungi, Basidiomycota, Microbotryomycetes, Sporidiobolales, Sporidiobolaceae. Gene Ontology annotation, cellular component: cytosol. Gene Ontology annotation, molecular function: protein-folding chaperone binding. The record is from RefSeq and is a predicted model, not a curated record. Gene Ontology annotation, biological process: translational initiation. The coding region runs from base 52 to 1227 and encodes 391 amino acids. The transcript has 4 exons.
CACUCUCGACGCACGCUCGUCUCGAUACCCACUACCACCACCACCACCCCGAUGGCACGCGACUACUACCAGACGCUCGGCGUCCCCAAGGACGCCAGUGACGAGGCGAUCAAGAAGGCCUACAAGAAGAUGGCUUUGAAGCACCACCCGGACCGCAACAACAACAGCGAGGAGGCGGCCAAGAAGUUCAAGGAGGUCAGCGAGGCGUACGAGGUCCUCAUCGACAAGGACAAGCGCUCGAUCUACGACCAGUUUGGCGAGGAGGGCCUCAAGGGCGGCUUUGGCGGCGGCGCAGGAGGCGCACAAGGCGCCGGCAUGGGCGGCGGCUUCAACCCGUUCGCCGGCGGCGCAGGUGGCUUCCCCGGCGGCGCAGGCGGCACGACCUUCUCGUUCGGCGGCAUGCCCGGCGCAGGCGGCGGCGGCUUCACGCCCUCGGACCCGAACGACAUCUUCUCGGCCCUGUUCGGCUCGAUGGGCGGCGGCGGCAUGGGCGGCGGCGGUGGAGCGGGCGGACGGCGUGCGCGUGGCGCGGGCGCAGGCGCGGGCAACCCGUUCGCCGGUAUGGCCGGCAUGGGCGGCGGCGGCUUCCCCGGCGGGUUCGGCAUGGACAUCGACUCGGACGACGACAUGGGCGGCCCGGGCGCCGCAAAGAGGCCGCCGCCGCCGCCCGAGGCCGUCAAGCCGUUGCCGAUCUCGCUCGAGGACCUGUACAAGGGCACGACCAAGAAGCUGCGCGUCACCAAGAAGCGCCUCAACGGCCAGGAGGAGGCCAACGUUCUCGAGGUCGCCAUCAAGCCUGGCUACAAGCCCGGCACCAAGAUCCGGUUUGCCAAGGCGGGCAACGAGAUGGCCGGCGGCGCGCAAGACAUCGUUUUCGUCAUCGAGGAGAAGCCGCACGCGACGUUCAAGCGCGAGGGCGACGACCUCGUCUACUCGCUCAAGGUGCCCCUCGUCGACGCGCUGUCGGGUCCCGCAGGCGGCGGCAACGCGACGCGCACCGUCACGCACCUCGACGGCCGCACCGUGUCGGUCAACGUGCCGUUCCCUCGCGGCGGCGGCCCGCCGCUCAAGCCCGGCCAGGAGAUCCGCGUCGCCGGCGAGGGCAUGCCCAUCUCGCGCAAGACGGCGUCAAAGCCCAAGGGCGACCUCGUCGUCCGGGUCGAGGUCGUCUUCCCCGACCGCGUCUCGGCGUCGCAGGCCGAGGGUAUCCGCAAGGUGCUCGGCUAGACGCACGACCUCGCCCUCGCCGCUUUUCCCUCCCGUCUUCCUCCUCGUCAAACCUUGUACAUAGCCGCACGCAUGCGUCCCCCCUCCUCGUCCUCUUCCUCCCGCCCGCCGUCCCUCCCGCGGCCCGAGCGGACGCCGCAUCUCGUAGUUCUAGCAGUUGGAAAGAUUAGCAGUCUCCCUGUC